Arachis stenosperma is the source of this 516-nucleotide messenger RNA. RefSeq lists its product as uncharacterized. The transcript has a single exon. NCBI's taxonomy places the organism in Eukaryota, Viridiplantae, Streptophyta, Magnoliopsida, Fabales, Fabaceae. Bases 1 to 516 code for a protein of 171 amino acids. The record is from RefSeq and is a predicted model, not a curated record.
AUGGGCGCCACCCCAUUCCAUCGUUCCAUCCUCGAGGUCCGGUUGCCAAAGCACUUUGACAAACCAACGAACAUGAGGUAUGACGGAACCCAAGACCCGCAGGAGCACCUCACGGCCUUUGAGGCCAGAAUGAACCUGGAGGGAGUGGGAGACGAAGUAAGGUGCUGCGCCUUCCCGGUCACCCUGGCAGAGCCUGCGAUACGGUGGUUCAAUAGCCUCCCGCAGGGCUCCGUGGCCGGCUUCUUGGAUAUUAGUCAUGCCUUCUUAGCACAAUUCACCACCAGAAUCGUGAAGGCAAAACACCCGAUCAAUCUGCUCGGUGUCACUCAAAAAGCCGGCGAGCCGACCAGAAAGUACCUAGAUCGUUUUAACGACGAAUGCUUGGAGAUCAAGGGGUUAACCGAUUCCAUGACUAGUCUCUGUCUGACGAACGGACUCCUUAACGAGGACUUCAGAAAGCACCUCACCACAAAGCCGGUCUGGAUGAUGCAAGAAAUCCAAACUAUAGCCCGCUAA